GGCCAACCGCCAUUCCCUCUUUGCUUUAAAUAUCUGUCUCUGAGGGCCACUCCGCCCGACACCCCCUUCAAUCUUGCUACUUGGAUUUGGUGGCCAACCAUUCAAUCCUCUCUCUCUUUCUCUCCCUGUUUCUUUCUUUUUCUUAUCCAUUUCAAAACCCAUGUGGGGUUUUGUUUAUCUAAUGGGCUUUGGAAAUUCUGAUUGUUGAAUAUAAACGGUUGAUUAUCUCUUCUUCUUCCUCUCGAUUUGGGGCUUUUGUUUGUUUUGUUUUGUGUUUGAAGUUAGGCCAACGCCUUUGGCGUAUUUCUUUACCGUUUGAUUGUUGAUUUCACUUGUAAUCGAAGUUAGGAUAUCGUCUCUUCUUGGGUUUCUCUUUUCUUUUUUGUUGAUUUUCUGGUGACCCUCCGCGACCCAACUUCUUCACCUUCCGGUUUUCUUGCUUUCCAACCAUUUUUGUUGUCUUCUCUUUGCUUCUAUAUACACUCCAUUUGUAAUUCUUUGUUUGUUCUGAGAUGCCCUUUUGUAUGUUCUUUCUGAAUUGUCAGUUUUGGACCUGCACGCUAGGUGUUUGAUGUUUUGCCUCACUGAAUACCUUGUAGUUAGGACAUGGGACUUUCAUGAUUUUGAGUUGUUUGCUUUUGUCUUGAAGUGGGUUUCGUCUCUUCUUUAAUCAUAACGGGCAAAACUUGUGUGAUUUUGGUUCAGUUUCAGUUCUCCUUUCAUGAAAACCACCCCUUGUUCUUUGUUCAUCUUUCCAACUUUAUCAAUGUCCGUGUAGUGUUUGUUGUCUUGUUCUUGAAAAGGAGCUUGAUUUGCUUUAGUUGAAACAAGGUCGUUUUGCAAUGAUUCAUUCUGGUUUCUUCCUUGCGGGUCCUUCAUUUAAUUCUGAUGCUACUACAUCUUUCAUAUCGAGUACUGUGUCUGGAGAAGAUGGCGCUACGGCUGAUGAUACCAGAAAUGAUACCUCUGGUUCCCUCCCUCCUUCUUUUUGGGUUAGAACAGCCAUGAGAGUCUCUAGAGCUAGAUGGUUCAUUUUCUUGAGAAGAGUUUUUCAUUACCAAAACGGAUCGAGAUCUGAUCUUGGGCCGAAUCCUUUCAAUUCAGGUUCAUGGAUGGCGAUGGAACUUGUAGCUUUGUUUUUUCAACUAAUCAUCUCAGUGUUCACUCUUGCCAUUUCACAAACUGAGAAGCCAGUUUGGCCUAUGAGAUUGUGGAUAGCUGGUUAUGAUCUUGGCUGUGUUCUUAGCUUACUGCUUCUCUGCGGCCGCCAUCGGUGUCGUUAUCUUAUGCAGGGAGAUAGUAACAGUCUUUCGGAUAUCGAGCACCAGAGCAGCAAUGAAUCAUCGAGGUACUCACAUUUGAUCAACAGAUGUCGGACGUUUCUUGAUCUUUUCUUUGCAAUAUGGUUCGUAAUGGGCAAUCUUUGGAUCUUCGAUUCUCGGUUUGCGUCGUUUCAAAGAGCUCCCAAGCUACAUCUAUUAUGCAGCUUCGUGCUAGUUUGGAAUGCCAUAUGCUACUCUUUCCCGUUCUUCCUGUUUCUGCUGCUAUGUUGCUGUGUGCCAGUGAUCAGUAGUCUUAUAGGAUAUAACAUCAACAUGGGAUCGACCGAAAAAGGCGCAUUGGACGAUCAAAUCUCUCAACUACCUUGCUGGAAAUACAAAGUCGUCGACGUCAACAUCAACCUCGGAAUUCAACCCGAUAAUACCAAUACAGGACUCCCAAAAGAGGAUCCAGAAUGUUGCAUCUGUCUUGCCAAGUAUAUAGACAAGGAAGACGUGAGACAGUUGCCUUGUUCUCAUGUGUUCCAUCUCAGGUGUGUAGAUAAAUGGCUUGCUAUAGCAUCAUCAUGCCCUCUCUGUAAGCAACAACUUCAAAGAUAGAGAGCUAAGAAUCCUUUUCUUUCUCCCUCCAGAAUGAAAUUCUUUACAUAUUCCCUGUUUUUGUGAUUUAGGCCUUUAGAUUAGAGUUUCAUAUGGUUGCUUGAGUGAGUUCCUGUGCUCACCAGUUACCUAAAUAGACUGAAAUACCGAAUGUUAGAUAUAGCAGGAGAAAUGAUGCCUUACUUGUAGAUAUUGUGAGAACUAUAGCAUUUGCUUAAUGAAUACAAACUAAGUGUGCCUUGAUUAGCUGAUUA
Cucurbita pepo subsp. pepo (vegetable marrow) is the source of this 2134-nucleotide messenger RNA. RefSeq names its product E3 ubiquitin-protein ligase At1g63170. The record is from RefSeq and is a predicted model, not a curated record. NCBI's taxonomy places the organism in Eukaryota, Viridiplantae, Streptophyta, Magnoliopsida, Cucurbitales, Cucurbitaceae.